Messenger RNA from Coregonus clupeaformis (lake whitefish), 2864 nucleotides. RefSeq names its product NIMA-related kinase 6 (gene nek6). Lineage: Eukaryota; Metazoa; Chordata; Actinopteri; Salmoniformes; Salmonidae. Gene Ontology annotation, biological process: protein phosphorylation. The transcript has 10 exons. Gene Ontology annotation, molecular function: ATP binding; protein kinase activity. The coding region runs from base 252 to 1172 and encodes 306 amino acids. The record is from RefSeq and is a predicted model, not a curated record.
CUUCCUCCUACGGUUUCUCCUCCCAUUAAAAGAAUAAUUCGUUUUGAGUGGCCUGCGUGGCAUGCAACAGUAAAAGAGGAGCGAGACAGAGAGUAGAGAGAGAGAACUUUAGAGCUGUCGAAGGCGGAGUUGCACAACACGGAAUAAUGUAACUCUGUUUACACCUUCCUUAUUCCAAAACGUCAGCGUGAAGAGAAAAUACUCUGCAAAAUCAGGGGUGAAGGGGCCUGGUACUGUAUGCCAAGCCCACCAUGGAGGCACAGAACAGCCAUCACCAGUACAACCUAGACAACCAGAACAAGAACCUCUACAAGAUGCCUGGACAAGAUCAGAGCCACCAGUACUGCUGCACGCUGGCCAACUUCCGCAUCGAGAAGAAGAUUGGCCGGGGCCAGUUCAGCGAGGUCUACAAAGCCACCUACCUUCUGGAGGGCCAGCAUGUGGCUCUGAAGAAAGUACAGAUAUUUGAAAUGAUGGACGCCAAGGCUCGCCAGGACUGCAUCAAGGAGAUUGACCUGCUGAAGCAUUUGAACCACCCCAACGUGAUCAAGUACCUGGACUCCUUCAUCGAGGACAACGAACUCAACAUCUUGCUGGAGCUGGCGGACGCCGGUGACCUCUCUCAGAUGAUCAAGCACUUUAAGAAGAAGAGGCGGCUCAUCCCGGAGAGGACAAUAUGGAAAUAUUUUGUCCAGCUAUGCAGUGCCCUGGAGCACAUGCACUCCCGUAGAGUCAUGCACCGCGACAUCAAGCCAGCCAACGUGUUCAUCACCGCUACAGGCGAGGUGAAGCUGGGAGACCUGGGACUGGGACGCUUCUUCAGCUCCAAGACCACCGCCGCACACUCCCUAGUGGGGACACCGUACUACAUGUCUCCAGAGAGGAUCCACGAGGGCGGCUAUAACUUCAAGUCAGACAUCUGGUCCCUGGGAUGCCUUCUCUAUGAGAUGGCUGCGUUGCAGAGUCCAUUCUAUGGGGACAAGAUGAACCUCCUCUCUCUGUGCCAAAAGAUUGAGCAGUGUGACUACCCUCCACUCCCACCUGACCACUACUCUGAGAAGUUGCGAGACCUGGUCAGCAUGUGCAUCAAGCCCGACCCGGACCAGCGCCCUGACAUCGUGUUUGUUCUGCAGAUCGCCAAACAGAUGCAGCUGUGGACCUCCAGCACUUGAGUCCCCCCCCGCCUCCCCUCCACUCCCAUCCCCUCCACUUACCUCCUCAGUCCUCCGUGUGGACCCCCAUCCUGACUGAACCUCAGACCACCAGACCCACUGCCAACCUUGGUCUCACUAGGACCAGGUUGUUUAGCUCACGUCUCAGAAAUCGAGGAACUGAUGAGACGAUCGAGAGACUUUGGCAUGACUGGACUGAAUUUUUUUCUUUAUCUUCAAAUGAGGACUUAGACCUAAUGCCGCAUUCACGUCACAUCGGAAACUCGGGACCUCCAAAUUAAUUGUGUAGAGCUUCCCAUUGGUUGAUUCUGAUCCCCCCAAGUGGGAAAUUCGGGAUCUGCCAAAUUUCAGAAUUUCCAACAUGACGUGAACGCGGUUUAAGUCCUUGUUUUUGUCCUCAAUGACCUGGGGAGUCGCUUCGGCGGUGGUCAUUGGAAAUUGCGUUUUUAGACUGUUGCGGUGAUUCCGGCAGAAGAAGGUGACCGCAUCGUCUGGCCUCUUCGCUAACAGGAGAGAGCCCUGUCUCACAAUGUCACAGAAGGUGACCGCAUCGUCUGGCCUCUUCGCUAACAGGAGAGCCCUGUCUCACAAUGUCACAGAAGGUUCUCGCAUCAGCUAGGGUUGCAUUCCAAAUAGAUCCUCGGUCUCUUUCAGGUAAACCGUGUGAAUUGAAGGCCUAAAUAGAGAGCUCUUUAUUUUUCUGCUUUGUUUUAGUACACACGUUUAACCUUGCGUUUAGAAAUCAUGCUUCUUUUUAUGUUGCUUUAAAUAACUCGGAUCUGUAUUUUGCAUUCAUUGUGUAGUGACUUUUGUGAUCCUAAGGCGGCAUUCAGUUAAGCGGACUUUGUUUCAUAAUUAACCAUAAGAUAAUACAUGCAAAACAUUUGAGUCAGCGUUAGGUCCUCCCAGGUCACACCUCUAGUGAGUUCUCUGCAACAUGAGAAGAUGCUUGCUACAACAACCAAGCAACGCUGGUUUGAAAUGGACUUCAGGACUUGAUAACAUGUCUCCCUUUUCAAGGACCUCAAAUGGCAUAACAUACAUUUUUUACAGUGCCGAUUAGCCAUAUAUUCAAUAUAGAAUGUUGUCAAGGCUUAUGGCCUGAGCUUUGUAAAACUUUAGAUUUUUCAUUGUUUCUUUUCGUUAUUUGCAGGAAACUGCUUGGGUGGGGGGGUGUUAUGCUGUUGCUUGACGCAAUGCCAUAUUGUAAUUGCGUUUAUAGAUCAUAAAAAAUGCACAGUUGACUGUCCACUGAUGACUUCGUUCAGAGAAGGGUUUUAAUUUAAGUCAAGAGAUUUACUGUGAAAAGAUUUACAUCAUGUAGAAACAGCGAGAAGAACCGUUACAAUAGUGCCGUAGAAUCAUUUAGAAAAUGUUUUUGCCUUGUCAGCACUAUGCGGCAGGUAAACAGACGCUAGAUAGAGGGUAAGUGAUUGAGUCAAAGUUUACUAGCUUAGAAGACUGCAAAAACCUCCGUUCUAAUAUGUGCUUGUAAAAUAUCUAGACUAUUCUUUGUAAUGAUUUUUCACUCAAAAGUAGUGUGUAGGCUAUUAUGGUUUCAUUUUGUAAUUGUACCUUCCUGUGGGGAUUUUACAUGAAUUUUGGUGAUUUUGUUGAAUCACGUUCAAGUGUUUCCCUUUUUGCAUUUUGUAGUAGAUAAAAGGUUUAUAAAAUAUAAAUUCUUACAUUUGA